Messenger RNA from Ictalurus furcatus (blue catfish), 4782 nucleotides. RefSeq names its product ring finger protein 11a (gene rnf11a). Bases 679 to 1119 code for a protein of 146 amino acids. The record is from RefSeq and is a predicted model, not a curated record. NCBI's taxonomy places the organism in Eukaryota, Metazoa, Chordata, Actinopteri, Siluriformes, Ictaluridae. The transcript is spliced from 3 exons.
UCUGUCUGUCUGUCGGUCUAUCUAUCUAUCUAUCUAUCUGUCUACUUCAGGAAGUACGAAAAAAAUAAAUAAACAUAAUAUGUGUAUUUAGGUAUACAUAAAUUCAUAAAGUAUUAAAUAAAGGCAUUCGUCAAAUAAAAUACAUUAUGUAUACUCAGGUUUAUUAAUUCAAAUAUUUCAUUACAUAUAUUUAUGUACUUAUUUGUUCUUAUUUAAUAUUUAUGUACUAUUUAGACAGCCUUUCUGUGUUUAAAGGGCGGGCCAGCGGUGGGCUGACGUCAAACUCCAUUUCCCAUAAUGCACCCCGCGUUUCCACUUCCGCUCUCUCAGUUUGUAAACACACGAAAGAAGAGAUGGAGUCGACAAGAGAUCUCACCUAAAAAUAUUCCCCAGAUUAGAUUUCCACACACACACACUGUGUGAGAGAGAGUGUGUGUGUGUGUGUGUGUGUGUGUGAGAGAGAGAGAGAGAGAGCGCGCUGUAGAGAUAUCUGGAUAUUCAGUUUACACCGGAACUGGAUUUUUAUUUUCCUUUCGGGAAAUAUCUAACGUUCAUCUCCAGCUAGCUGCUGCUGUGUGUCUCCUGAAUAACUGGGUAGAGAGACAGACAGACGGCGGUGAAUCUGUGUCUUAUCAAGAGUUUAUCUGUGGCUGGUUUUGUCCUCUCCUGCUCGGCUCGAUGGGGAACUGUCUCUCCUCUCAGAGUGCUGAUGACCUGUCCCUGCUCAACGAGUCCGAGGGAGCGAGUCUCCCCGGAGAGCCUCCACCUCCCUAUCAGGAGCGUGUGCAGGUGCCUGUGUACCACCCCACACCCAGUCAGGCCCGCCUGGCCACCCAGCUUACGGAGGAGGAGCAGAUACGGAUCGCUCAGCGCAUUGGCCUCAUCCAGCACCUCCCACGUGGCAUCUUCAACCCGGGCUCCGAACCCUCCGACAAGAAGAUCAAAGAGUGUGUGAUCUGUAUGCUGGACUUUGAGUACGGAGACCCGAUCCGGUUCCUGCCGUGUAUGCACAUCUACCACGUGGCCUGUAUCGACGCGUGGCUCAUGCGCUCCUUCACCUGCCCCUCCUGCAUGGAGCCGGUGGACGCCGCGCUGCUCUCCUCCUACGAGACCAACUGAGCCGCGAUCACUGCCACCGAGACACGCCAGCACGGGGAACAUGCCAGUCGAGUCAGCCGGGGGGUCACGAGAGGGGAUUAAGAGGGUGGGAGGGGUGUGAAUGUGUAUGUGUGUGUGUGAAGAAAUGAUUGAGUGUUGGUUAGAGCAUAUGUAGAAGCUGACCAGACUGGCUUAAGGACGAACGCAGGCCUCAUUUCUGAUCAUGUAUUGGCCGAAUCGUUACAUUUAAAUGUGGUUGAUGAAAAGUGGUCACACGUUUAACCAGUUUUCUUUCCAUUUGUGCAAUACACACGAGGAGGAGGAAGUCGUCCGUGUCUGACCGAGCCUCUCCUCGUGAAGGCGUGUGCCCUGGCUAAAGUUGAUGGGCUCGUGUCACAGCUUGAGGCUGUGAAUAUCCUGCUGAAUCACAGCGCUCUUUAAUUAGAGACGAAUUGAAAAUGUGAGAAGCGAAUGUGCCAUGGCUGACAUGUCUGUCUGAUCUAUAUAUUGCACUCCUCACUUAGGUCUGCUUUCUUUCGCUCUCUGUUUUUUUCAGUUUUUUUUUCUCUGUUUUUUUUCCCACUGUUUUAUAGGAACAGCGCGAUGCACAGAUUAAGGUUUUCCUUAAUCGCCUCUCUAAAGCACCUCAUUAAACACCGAGUAUUAACGCGUCGGAAUAGGGAUACACGUGUAGAAAUAGGAAACACUAAGUUUGUAGGGAUGCACCGAAAUCUUGGGUGAAAGUAAAAAAAUGCUGAAAAUGUUGUUCUGUUUCAGUUCGUGAUUUGUAUUCGAUGUAUAAUUUCAUAGAUCUCGUAGGAAAACUGUGAUAUUAUUAUAAAUAUUAUCAUGCAGUGCAAAUGACUAAUAUUUAUUCAUUCCAGGCUUCUGUUUUUAAAGUUUUCCGGCCCUGAAAUUGGCUCCGCCUCCAUCCCAAAAAGAACUGCCCGGCCACUUUUGUUUAAAUGUUUAAAGCUCACAAGACAUUUACUUUAUGUUUUCACCACCAGGGGUGGAAUCGAUUCGAGGAUGGAAAAAGCACGUCAGUGUGGGUGUUAUAAUUGCAAUUCGCCUUACAUGCAGCAGAGGGCGCUGAAAUUUUUUUUAAACUGCACCUUUAAAUACACAAGCGUGAAAACUGAAUGCAGACCACCAUGUAAAUAGCAACUUGUUGUGUCAUGUGUGUUGCCAGAUUUGGCAAGAUCCCCCUUCUAUUCAGUUAAUGCUGCAUUUCAUGGCUUUUUUUUACCCUCCCCCAAAAGUUUCUGUUUUUCUCCCUAGUCCAUCCUGAGUUUCAGUUUCCUUUGCGUCUUUGCUGUGGAUUUUUCUAGAAAACUCCUAUGUGUACUUUGCAGGUUAAACCAUAAGGCAGAUCAUAAUGUUUAAAUAAUGAAGAUUAUUAGUGUGUGUUUUGUGUUGUCGUGGAACUCGGUUCCUGUGCUGCUGUUUUCUUGGCUCUCGGGUUGCCAGUUGUUGUCCACGAUUUCAGAUCAGCAUAAAAUCACACCUCGACUCCAAAACACUGUACUAUAGGUACUGUACAUGAAACUCUUAAUCCAUUUGGCUGUGAACUUUCACCUUCAUUCGUUUUGUUGUGUGUGUGUGUGUGUGUUUGUGGUUGAAUGUUUGGAGAUGUUUGGAUGACACAAUCAUCUUUGUGCACCUUUUGAAUUUGCUCGGCCAGCCGGGAGCCGACGUUGAAAGAGCUAAAGCUUUAAAAUGAGUCUUCUUUCCUUUUUGUAAUGUAUUUUUUUUUUUUUGAAAGAGGAAAAAAAAAGGACUGAAAAUUCACGUGUCAUAAAGUGCUUCUCAGUUCUGAUAUGACUCGAUGUGACGUCUUUUCUAUCUGUCCCUUUUCUGUUCACACUCUCACAUCUAUGCUAAAAGGAAAAAAAAAAAGACUUGUGAUUUGUAUUUUUCAUUAUUUGUUCGUAUGUAGGGCUGAAAUGAAUCCGGUUCAUUGUACUAAUCCGUGACUGUAUAAGCACUAAUGUAUAGAGUACAGAAUACUUAAACGCCAUGGAUUCACAUAUUUUUAUUUACUGUUUUCCUCUGAUAACCAGGUCAUUUUGUAUGUUUACACAUGAUCUCGUGCUAUUUAUGUCAUUAUCACAGGGAGAGAAAAAAAAUCACGCUAGAACACAAUUUUGAACUCUCAUCCUCUCAGAUUGUCACAUUAUCUCGGGAAAGCAACAUUUUGUUCAAAAUCUUAAGUGAGGGGAUUAUCGAGAAGAUUUUGUGUGUUAUGGUUCUGUCAUGGACUCAAAUGGUUUUGGACUCAAAUUAUCUCAUUGUUUUUUGUUUUGUUUUUUUAGUUGUCUCGGGGAAAAACAUUUUGUUAUUUCAAAUCUCAGAUUGUUGUGAUGCUAUCUUGGGGAAAAUGUUUGGUUCUUCUGAGAUAUCUGAUUGUUGUCUUGCAGUUUUGGAAACUAAAACUAUGUUUUGUGUUCUUUUUGAGACCUCAGAUUGUUAUUAUCUCUAAAAACAUUAAGAGCUCAAAUUGUUGUCGUUAUAUCAGGAAAACCAGCAUUUUGUUCUUUAAAGAUCUCAGAACAAAAAAACAACAACGUUGGGUUCUUUUCAGAUCUCAGAUUGUUUUGUCGUUAUCUUGGGGAAAAUACGUUGUUCAUUCGGGAUCUCAGAUUGUUGUGGUUUUAUCUCUGGAAAGCAAUGAGUUGUGUCUUUUUGGGUUUUUUUUUUUUUUUUUUUUUUUUUGGCCGUGUUUUUCUUAAGAAAAACAUUUAGAUUUUUGAAAAUCUCAGAUCAUUGUGGUGUUAUCUGUGGAAAAUAUUUGGCUCUUUCGAGAUCUCCUAUCAUUAGUUUGUUAUCUUGGAAAAGAGUAUUUUAUUUGAUAUGUCAGAUUGUUGUUAUCUUGGGAAAACCAUUUUUUUUCUUUGAGAUCUCAGAUUGUUGUAUCUUUAUCUCUGGAUUAUUAUUAUUAUUAUUAUUAUUAUUAUUAUUAUUAUUAUUAUCUCUUUGCAACGGCAUUCAAUAACUCCUUACCUUGUUAGCACAGAAGAAGUGAGUAACUAAAAUAUGUGAAUCAUUUUUAUAGCUUGUAUGAAUAAAGUAUUGCUACAGAAAUAUCUCUUAUGCCUAAAAUAAGCCUGAUCUAGACACGGUUUAGGAGCACAGAACCUGAAUUCAGCCUGAGGAGAACUUAUUAAUAAGAACAUUUCUGAAAGUUAGCUUCAACAGAUAUGAUUCUGUCUCAGACAGGAGCAGAUGACGUGUAAUGAAUGUGUGUGUGUGGGGUGGGGUGUGGGGGGGGGGUGUUAUCUGGCUGGCUGGCUAAACGUAGCUGAAGAAUGUUUUGGGGUUUCAUAGGAUGUGUAUAUUGCAUUUCAUCUGAAGUUGAAUAUGUGUAAAAAUAAAAAUGUAGCUCUAGUACAGACUUUUCUUUUUUUUUUUCAAUGCAAAAUAACAAAAAUAGUGAUUUAAUGAACUCCUGUGAAGUACAAUCAUCUUUGUUUUUUUUUCUUUUUAACAAUAUAUGACAUGGUUUGAUGCCAGGUUUGCUACAGUAAUGUGUAAUACUGAAUCUAGGCUGCUAGAUAGGGAUUUUAAGUGUGUGUGUGUUGUACAUGUGCAGUGAUGGCACAGCUUUUAGGAAUAUGUCAACUCCUUGUUGAUGAUGAUGAUGAUAAAAUGAUAUACAAAUAAAUAAAAAUUCUUCCAGAUACA